UCAAGUCAGAAUACCUUGUAUUUUCAACAUCUGUGAAAAUCACGAUUCCUAAGUGAUAAGACGGCACCGAGAUAUGUCACACAAUCAGUCGUAAUUUGUCGGAAAUGUUUCGAUUUCUUGUCUUCAGUGUUUUAGUUGUAUCAGCACUGGCGGUGUCAAUUCACAAGAGACUUCCCUACUGCGACACCGACUCUGAUUGUCCUUUAUGUACCAGCUAUGACUAUGGGUGUGUAGACAAUAAAUGUUUUUGUGAUGACUACUUUGCUAAUUAUGGUGCAAGUGGAAAGAGGCAAGUAGAAUCAUGUAAGACAGAUGUAGAUUGCGCAGGUCACACAUGUCACCAUGGAGCCCCUCACUGUGAGAUUCAUGAUCCUAACAUGGAACAUGGACAUUGUAACUGUCACGUCCCACAUAAGAGACAAGCAGAAUCAUGUAAGACGGAUGUAGAUUGCGCAAGUCACACAUGUCAUCAUGGAGCCCCUCACUGUGAGAUUCAUGAUCCUAACAUGGAACAUGGACAUUGUAACUGUCACGUCCCACAUUAACGUCCCACAUGCUAAUUCUUUCCAUACGUACCUUAAUUUUGCAAGAUCAUACAUCUAUUAAAGGAAUCUGGCUUACACA
Molecule: messenger RNA, 624 nt
Organism: Ruditapes philippinarum (Manila clam)
Lineage: Eukaryota; Metazoa; Mollusca; Bivalvia; Venerida; Veneridae
Product: low-density lipoprotein receptor-related protein 2-like
Exons: 4
Coding region: 105-545 (146 amino acids)
Source: RefSeq, a predicted model, not a curated record